Messenger RNA from Exaiptasia diaphana, 1301 nucleotides. Its product is annotated as multiple coagulation factor deficiency protein 2 homolog. Gene Ontology annotation, molecular function: calcium ion binding. Lineage: Eukaryota; Metazoa; Cnidaria; Anthozoa; Actiniaria; Aiptasiidae. The coding region runs from base 159 to 575 and encodes 138 amino acids. The transcript is spliced from 2 exons. The record is from RefSeq and is a predicted model, not a curated record.
GUCUAGUCCAUCAAAGGAAAAAUAAUCAAAAUUUUCAGCUUCUACGCCGGAGAUCGAACAUCAGCUGUAUCGCCGUUUCUAGAGUGGUAAUUUUCAAGAUCGUUAUUCAAACAAGCUGGAGUUAUAAAGAUAUUGUAAAAGGUGUAAAAGAUAUUCCAAUGGAGUCUUUUAGAACGUGCUUGUUCGUGAUAGUUAUUGUUCAGGUUAGCUUGGUUUUAGGACACGGAGAUCACGAAGGAAGCCGACUACAUAAUACUAAAGUAACCCAUGAUAAAGAGCAUAUAAAAGAGCAUCUUAAAGAAGAAAAUAUUGAUGUCAAAGAUGAAAACCUUAAGGAUGAAGAUCUUCAAUUUCAUUAUUUUAAGAUGCAUGAUUAUGACGGGAAUAGUAAACUAGAUGGAAUUGAGUUAAUGAAUGCUAUGACACAUUACCAUGACGAAUCCGAUACAAAUAGCACRGAAACAUAUACUGAUGAACAGAUGUCAACAAUGAUUGACCAGAUUUUAAAUGAAGAUGACACAAACAAAGAUGGUUAUAUAGAUUAUCCGGAAUUCAUUGCAUCACAGAAAAGUUAACUGACCAUGGAACAAUGCUUGCAAUCUGUUUGACUCAUUAGAUGUACUUUUGGGUAUUCUAUUGUCGUUAUGAGUAUUCCAAUGGGGUUUGGCUUAUAUCAACUAGAGAUCAAAUGACAGGAUAAUAGAUUUAUUGUUACUGAACUGGAACUCUUUGCUUGUUACUAAAUCAAAUGAAAKACUUGCCAUGAAUUUUGUUUUAUUUUUUGAUACAUUAUAAAAGGAAAAAUAAUUCCAGAAUAUUCUAUCAAAUUUUAAGGUGGAAMUUAUYAAGAGUAGAUAAAAAGAUACAAAAYUAAUAUACCUGGCAAUGGUGUACUUACGAAGUAGAAUAAAGAAACUGCAUAAAAACCUUCGUAAUUUUAUUUUAUAUUCAAAAUAUCAGAAACAAAGUAAUAACUGGAAAAUGUAUUUUACAAUUCAUAAUACAAUCAUUGCAACAACAAAAUAAAUUGGAAUGAAAUUCUGAACAGAAUUCUUGCUGUCUUAAUAUAUYAAUAUAACUGGGAAGGCAGCCUGAUUUUCAGUUUGGCCUGGGUCYGACACUAACGCUUUUGGGUAGGGAAGUGAGCUAUAUUUUGCCAAUACGGGAAGGAGUCAAAGAUUUUCAACGCGAUAAGAAAAAAUCUUUAAGGGACCAUGUAACAUUCUGUCUAUCACGUGAUUAAAUAUGAAAUUAGAAUUGGUGUAGAAUGGUGGGAACAAGCGGUAAACUAGUGUGUUGCG